Messenger RNA from Aspergillus pseudonomiae, 1066 nucleotides. RefSeq names its product DUF4291 domain-containing protein. The transcript has a single exon. The coding region runs from base 167 to 781 and encodes 204 amino acids. NCBI's taxonomy places the organism in Eukaryota, Fungi, Ascomycota, Eurotiomycetes, Eurotiales, Aspergillaceae. The record is from RefSeq and is a predicted model, not a curated record.
ACCGUCCAAGGUGCAUGUGGCCCCGUAAAUCGCGUAAACAAAGCUCUCAAGUCACAUCGAUCAGGCUGUCUGAUACUGACCGUUCUUAUAACUGUGUUUGUAACCUGUCUCCCAACAGAACGACCAUCGAAUACAUUAUUAGCGGGGACGUGUAAAUGAAGAUACAAUGGCUACGAAGAACCCAACCCCCCAACCCCUCCGAGCGAUCCGGGCCAAAUCCACUGGAUCCACGAUCACAGUUUACCAAGCCUUCUCCCCCGAUAUCGCCGAACCUGCUCUGAGGGCCCAGAAAUUCGUCCCUCCAUUCUCCCGCACACGCAUGACCUGGAUCAAGCCGUCCUUCCUCUGGAUGGCCUACCGCUGCGGCUGGGCCACCAAACCGAACCAAGAACGUGUUUUGGCGAUCGAGAUAACCCGCGAAGGCUUCGAAUGGGCCCUGAAGAGAUCCUGUCUCAGUCAUGUACCUGGAACCCAGGACCAAGAGCAAGAUGAAUGGCGUCAGCGUCUCCGUAAGAGUCCCGUCCGUGUACAGUGGGAUCCGGAGCGAGAUCUGUGGCACCGGCCACUAAGAUAUCGAUCAAUUCAGAUUGGGAUCAGUGGGGAGGCGGUUGAGCGAUACAUUGAUGAGUGGAUCGUUUCGAUCACUGACGUGACGGGUCUGAUGGGGGAUGUCAAGAGGGCCUUGGAUAGGGGGGAUGUCGAAGAAGCCGAAGGCCUUCUUCCGGUCGAGGGUGCUUAUCCUCUGUCGGAGGAGCUGCGAGACAUAUUGCAAGCGACGUAAUACGGGAUCGGAUGCUUGGUUGUUCUUCCGCAGAAUGUACUCGUAGUUGCUGAGACGUUUAUGGAGUGUCUCAAGAAAACCAGAAAGUUCUAAGAUGGAAUACUAGGAUUUUCUCGCAGAGAGUUUCAAUUGCUUGAUCUAAGGGAUCCGAAAUUCUAGCGAACAGAAGAAAAAGGAACAGAAAUGAGAACAGAAUAAAAAAGGCGUAUGUAACCCCCAAAGCGGCUGGUAGGGAAAGGUUAUGUUCACCAAGUUCUCAGUAGAGGUUAUUGAUUCGUGACCAGA